Emiliania huxleyi CCMP1516 is the source of this 1494-nucleotide messenger RNA. RefSeq lists its product as hypothetical. The transcript is spliced from 5 exons. Bases 1 to 1422 code for a protein of 473 amino acids. Gene Ontology annotation, molecular function: ubiquitin protein ligase activity. NCBI's taxonomy places the organism in Eukaryota, Haptophyta, Isochrysidales, Noelaerhabdaceae. Gene Ontology annotation, biological process: ubiquitin-dependent protein catabolic process; protein polyubiquitination. The record is from RefSeq and is a predicted model, not a curated record.
AUGCGUGCUGUCGCCUGGCAAUUAGUGUAUGCCCGUUCUCGCCGCCUCCUCGCCCCCGCUCUCGUGCCACCAACCUUCCCCCCUCGCGGCGCGGCGCGGCUUGACGCGGGGCGGAGUGUGGUGGUGCAGGUGCUCGAGCGCCUCCCGUGGGCGAUCCCGUUCGACGCGCGGGUGCGCCUCUUCCGCGCGCUCGUCCAGCGCGAGCAGCAGGGCUUGCCGGGCGAGGCGCUGCCCGAGCACUUGCGUGGCCACCGCGUGCAGAUCCGGAGAGAGCACUUGCUGGAGGACGGGUACGUCCAGCUGGGCGCGCUGCCGCGAGAGAAGCUCAAGGGGACGAUCCGCGUCGAGUUUGUGUCCGAGCUCGGCCUGGCGGAGGCGGGCAUCGACCGCACCGGCGUCUGCAAGGAGCCCCUCGAGGACGCGGCUGGCGUCUUCAAGGAGUUUCUCGAGGACGCGAUGCGCGCCGCCAUCGACGCGCAGCGCGGCCUCUUCGCCCGGACGGCGCAGCGGAGGAUCUACCCGUCGCCGAGCUCGGGCGUCGCCGAGUCGGCGCACGAGCCUAGAAGGGGAAGACGGAGUCAGAAGGCGGGGCUGCUCGGCAAGGCGGUGUAUGAGGGCAUCGUGCUCGACGCGGCGCUCGCCGACUUCUUCGCUGCAAAGCUGCUCGGCAAGCCGGGAUCGAUCGACGACCUCGCGUCGCUCGACCCGGAGCUCUUCCAGUCGCUGCAGCUCGUCAAGAGUUACGACGGCGACGUCGAGGGCGACCUCUGCCUCUGCUUCACCGUCGACGAGGACGUCUUCGGCGUGCGCACCGCGGUCGACCUGCGCGAGGGCGGCAGCACGAUGCCAGUCACGCGCGAGAACCGGAUCGAGUACGUCCACCUGAUGGCCGACUACCGCCUCAACCGGCAGAUCGAGGCGCAGAGCCGCGCCUUCGUCGCGGGCGUCCACUCGGUGGUACCCCUCUCGUGGCUGCGCCUCUUCACCACGCCCGAGCUGCAGCGGCUCAUCAACGGAGACGACGCGCCGAUCGACGUCAACGACCUGCGCCGGCACACGCGGUACGCGGGCGGCUACAACGAGCUCACCCCGACGGUGCGCGACCUGUGGAGGGUGGUGGCCGACUUUUCGCACGAGGACCGCGCGCUGCUGCUCAAGUUUGUCACGUCGUGCUCCAAGCCGCCGCUGCUCGGCUUCAAGUACCUGCAGCCGCCCUUUACGGUGCAGUGCGUCUCGGGCGAUGGGGGCGAGACGCCGUCCGUGCUCGCCUUCUUCGGGAUGGGCAGGAACGAGACGCAGAGGCUGCCGACCGCGAGCACCUGCUUCAACCUGCUCAAGCUGCCAAACUUCAAGUCGAGGGCGGUGCUGCGCGAGCGGCUCCUCUACGCCAUCCGGUCCGCCUCGGGCUUUGAGCUUUCGUGAGAUGUUGUCAACUAUUUUGGUUUUUGUGUGAUGCCAUGUGUACGUGUACGAGGCUUCUUCCUCUCAGAAAAC